Molecule: messenger RNA, 1791 nt
Organism: Adineta steineri
Lineage: Eukaryota; Metazoa; Rotifera; Eurotatoria; Adinetida; Adinetidae
Source: the annotation of a GenBank genome assembly
AUGGACUACGUAGAAUUUGAAAAAGAUCUUAUUGCAGUUCUACUUGUUGUUCAAAGUGUUCAUGACAAAAACAGACUUCUAUAUAAAUACGAACAAAUAAAUACUGAUAAACGAGAGCCUGAACCCGUUAGUUUUCAUACUUAUUAUUCAAUUGUUAUUGCAAAAGAUUUUGAUCCACCGAGUUCGAAAGAUGAAGAUGCACCUCGAAAAACAUUUCGAAAUUUUGAUGAUACAACACUUUCAAUUUUAACUAGUCCAAAUUCAUAUGGAACUCAUGUUGAAGUACAAGUUGAUGAUGUUGUUUUUGUUGGUCAUACACUUAGUUUGGAAAAUAAUACAAAUCUAAAAUCAUUUGCUGCUAUUGCUAAACCAUCUGUUAUAUUAUCUUAUCAAGAAAUGAGUAAACGUAUUGGUACAGCUAUACGUUGUGAAGAACAACGAGCUAAUUAUUUAAAUGAAGAGUAUGCAAAAUUAUUAGCUGUUCUUCAACAAUAUGACAUUGAUGCAGCUGAUCCAUUAAAUCGCAAAAAUGAAGAAGGUAAAGCAAAAGAAACCAUAGAAAAACUUUACGUGACGAUGGUUCAACAAAGUCCUCUAGCAGCUACAUUAAAACAAAUAUAUACUGAUUUACAAGCAUCGGGUGAAAUAAAUAUUAUAAUUAAUAAUUGGUUAAAUGUUUCUUGUUGUUUACCACAUCGUUCUAUUGCUUUAAAUUGUCCAUUAGCUAUUGAUUUUGCUUUUAAAGUUCUUUCAAAUUCUGAACAAUAUCUUAAACCCUAUUAUGGUUUAUUGCUUGUAAUUGAUCCAUCAGCUUUGCUUAAUUCACUACCAGCGGAUGCUUCAUCUACAUUAACUACACUUGUUCGACAUCUUCGUUCAUCUUAUUCAAUGUCUCGUUUAUCGAUUGAAACCGGUGUACCACUAUCUCAAAUUUAUAGUCUUGCAUCUCAUUUAUUGUAUUGGGGUCGAGCAAAAAUUAUGUAUCCUAUUAAUGAUGAAAAUAUAUACAUAAUCUCACCCGAUGCUGAUAUAUCAAAACAAGGAUCUCUAUCAAAACUUUAUAGAGAAACAUUUCAGAAUACAUCAAACUAUCCAACUUUACAAGAAGCAUUAGCGGAAUAUUCUGAUGCAGUUACAUUCUAUGAUCAUUUAGUACGUAAUGAUAAUGAAUCUGAAUUACAAGGACGUUUUCAAUGUGUUGAAUGGUUACUUCGUCAUCGUCUUCUUACACAACUUCAUUAUUAUUAUUAUCUUCUUUUACCAAAUGAUGAUCGAAAUGAUUUUACAAAUGAAUAUAAACUAACACGUUUACCUCGAACACGUACACCACUUGUGAGACUUUUGUCUGAAUUACCAACAUUAUCUUCAUCUCCAAUGACAAAUCCAUUAUCAUAUUCAUCUAUUCAUAAUUCCAGAUCAACAGACACAUUAAAAACAAUGACAGGCACUAGUCAUGAUGAUGUAUUUGUUGCAGGAUCAGUAAAUAGUAGUGUUGUAACAGGACGUGGUAGUCGACAAAUAUUACAUUAUCUUCCACAUAUAACACAAGCAUUACCGAAUGAAUCAACCGAAUAUCACCGUCGACUUGCAUUCGCUAUUAAGGAUGCAAAAGAACAAGAAGUUACUGAUUUUCUUCGAAUUAUAAAAUAUCUUGAUGGAACUUAUCAUCUUGAAGAAAUAGCGUCACUUGAAAAUAUGACACGUUUACGAGUAUCAACAAUCCUAGAAAAAUUUCAAACAAUUGUUAUUCGUGCUCUUCAUUGUGAUCCAAAUCCAAUUUUACAGAUAUAA